UGGAGGUGAGGACAAGCCGGAGUCAGCUGUGGGCACGCAUCACAAGGCCUGGCCUGGCCUUUCCUCGGAAUCAUGGGAAUGCUCAACCCUAUGCUUUACAGACCUGAUGGUGCCCACACUGAGCUAGGAACCAGGGCCAGAACAAAGAAUGGGGUGGAGUUGAAGGCACAGCAGCUAUGGGAUGACAUUUAGGACAACUGUUAGUGCCUGGUUGAAUUCCAUCUGCCUGGUUCCUGAGGGAUAAAAAGAAUGUCCACUGUAGACUGGAGGGAGCGGAGGUUUGUUAAAGAAGACAAACCUCCCACAUCCACCACAGCCCACCUCAGGCUCAGGGGCCCUGCAUUGCCCCUGGUGAUUUCCUUGUGCAGAGAUGAGUCUAAUGGGGGUGCUGAACGAUUUCCACGGGAGCUGUGUACUUUUUACCACAGCUUUGAAAUGGUGUUCACCCUUCUCUAAAGUCCUGCCAGCCAGCUUCCCGGUUUCCAUGAUAGGCAGAAACCCUCUGUAAACCUUCACCAGCAUUAUGGUCUCCUCCUGGGCCUAUACCCUACCUUGCUUUGUCCCUUUACUAAACUUGCCCCGGGGCUGGCUAGAAGGCCAGGGCAUCAGCAAAACUGUGAUAUAGCAGCUCUAUGGGGUCCCAGCCUUCCUGGCUACUCGCUCCGAGUCAGCUGUGCUCGCCAUGAGGAAAUGCUUCUAAGCAACAGAAAGGAAGCCUCUGCCCUGCUGGUGUGCCGGGAUGGAAAAUAUUUCCAGUGGAAUCCAGGAGUACAAGAGAAAGAUAAACAAGAGCAUCCACCCUCGUUCAGGGCCCUCCCCUUCCGCAGAUUCCCCCUCCCGCCCCUGCCGCUGGGAUGGGUCCUUGCAGUCGGCCUGCCUAGACUGUCCCACACCUUCCAGGGUUCGCAUUCAUAAACGCAGUCUGUGGACGACAGUGCCAGCACCUCCCACCUGCAAGGGAGCAGCUGUCCCGAGAUACGGGGUACCCCCUGUCCAUCUGCUCUCCCCAGGGUGGCUGCCCAUCAUGUCCAAGAAUAAACUCCAGCUAGUCCCUGCGUGGAUCUGAAUCAUCUGAGAGGUUCCAAAGGAGGGGAGUGACUACCCAGGACACACAGGCAGGCUAUAUAAGUUCCCAAGGGCUGGGCUCCACACAGAUCUUUGCCUGUGGCUACUGCCUGCCAGAGAGUUACCAACAGAGAGCUUGCUUGGCAUCUACCAUGUCCGAGGCUGGCACUCCUGAAGCCCCCAUCAAGAAGAAGCGCCCCCCUGUGAAGGAAGAAGACCUGAAGGGGGCCCGGGGGAGCCUGUCCAAGAACCAGGAGAUCAAGUCUAAGACGUACCAGGUCAUGCGGGACUAUGAGCAAGCUGGCUCAGCUGCCCCGUCUGUAUUCAGCCGCAACCGCACGGGCACCGAGACAGUCUUUGAGAAGCCCAAAGAGGGACCUGCCAAGAGCGUCUUUGGCUGAGACGUGCACUUUGCACUACACCCCUGGGCACAGCAGCCUGUCCACGAACUCUUUUUUUUUUUUUUUUUUUUUUUUUUAAUGUUGGAAGAUGCUUUUCCUCUGCCGCCUCUGGAACCAUCUUGACUGUCACAACCCUAGCCCUUGGAAACACCAAUAAAGAGUACGCCACUUGGGAAGGUACCAUGGCCACUACCUGCAGAAGAAGAGAGGGACAGCAUAUUGAGUGCCCUUCCUGGUCCCGAGGUGGGCCGGGGAAUGAUGUGUGCUUUCAGAACCACUGAGGUGUUCUAGACAUGGAGUCCUGAUACGGACUUUCUGACGGAUGUAGACUUGUCUGUUUUCUCUAAAUCUCUGUCUUAGGCUGGGAAGACGGUGCCAUAGCUAAGAGUACUUGCUGUUUCUUUAGAGGACGCUGGUUCAAUUCCCAAACAGCCGCAUGGCUGCUCAUAACCAUUUAACUCUGCCACCCUCUUCUGGCCUCUGCAGGCAUUGCAUACACGUGGUACACCUGUGGUCGAAAUGUUCACAUACCUAAAACAAAAAUAAAAUGUAAAACUAGC
Molecule: messenger RNA, 2026 nt
Organism: Rattus rattus (black rat)
Lineage: Eukaryota; Metazoa; Chordata; Mammalia; Rodentia; Muridae
Gene: Mustn1
Product: musculoskeletal, embryonic nuclear protein 1
Exons: 3
Coding region: 1218-1466 (82 amino acids)
Biological process (GO): chondrocyte proliferation; tissue regeneration; chondrocyte differentiation
Cellular component (GO): nucleus
Source: RefSeq, a predicted model, not a curated record